Molecule: messenger RNA, 1310 nt
Organism: Sorex fumeus (smoky shrew)
Lineage: Eukaryota; Metazoa; Chordata; Mammalia; Eulipotyphla; Soricidae
Gene: RIC3
Product: RIC3 acetylcholine receptor chaperone
Exons: 6
Coding region: 189-1310 (373 amino acids)
Biological process (GO): synaptic transmission, cholinergic; protein localization to cell surface
Cellular component (GO): neuronal cell body; intracellular membrane-bounded organelle; neuron projection
Source: RefSeq, a predicted model, not a curated record
AGGAGGAGUUUCUAAGCGUUUUUCAUCCAAACAGCAGGGCGCGGGCAGAGAAGGCUGACUUGCCUGCGCACUUGUCCCUCGUGAGUCGCCGUCAGCGCAGCCCCUGUCCAGCCGCGGGAGGCCUUGGGCGCUGCGGUUCCGGUUCCGGUUCGGGUUCGCGUCUGCACCUGCGGGGACAGCGGGCUGCCAUGGCGUACUCCACGGUGCAAAGGGUGGCCCUGGCCUCGGGGCUUGUCCUGGCUGUGUCGCUGCUGCUCCCCAAGGCCUUCCUGUCCCGGGGAAAGCGGCAGGAGCCGCCGGCAGCCCCCGAAGGCAAAUUGGGUCGAUUUCCACCUAUGAUGCAUCAACACCAGGCCCCCCCAGAUGGCCAGAACCCCGGGGCUCGUUUCCAGAGGUCUCACCUUGCAGAAGCCUUUGCAAAGGCCAAAGGAUCCGGUGGAGGCACUGGAGGAGGAGGUAGUAGAAGAGGCUUGAUGGGACAGAUUAUCCCAAUCUAUGGUUUUGGGAUUUUUUUAUAUAUACUGUACAUUCUGUUUAAGCUCUCAAAGGGAAAAGCUACUGGAGAGGAUCGGAAAUGCUCUACUGCCACACCUGGAAACUCCCACAGGAAAAUUACCAAUUUUGAGCUCGCUCAACUGCAGGAAAAACUGAAGGAGACAGAGGAAGCCAUGGAAAAACUAAUCAGCAGAGUGGGAUCUAAUGGGGAGAGAGCACAGGCUGUGACCUCUGACCAAGAAAAACGGUUGCUGCAUCAGCUCCGAGAAAUCACCAGGGUGAUGAAAGAAGGAAAAUUCAUUGACCGAGUCACUCCAGAGAAAGAAGCCGAGGAGGCCCCUUACAUGGAGGACUGGGAAGGUUACCCUGAGGAGACUUACCCAAUUUAUGACAUUUCAGAUUGCACCAAGCGUAGGCAAGAAACAAUCCUGGUGGACUACCCCGACUUUAAAGAGCCCUCUGCUGAGGAAAUAGCAGAAAGAAUGGCCAUGCUAGAAGAGGAAGAAACUGGUCCUGUAGGCUGGGCAGUACCCACCCGUCCUGAAGCCGAGGAAGACACUUCUGUUCCUGCUUAUGACCCAAAGCCAAAAACGUGUCCUUGCUGUUUUCCUGAAGAAGAGGACCCUGCCGUGCUGGCGGAGAACGCUGGGUUCACGGCAGAGAGUUUCUGUGAGCAGGAAGAAGCUGCCAGAGAAGUGUGGCCCCACAGCUUCCAAGAGGAGAGUCGGGGCACCAGCACCGAGGAGGUCUGUGUUUCUGGCGCACUGAGGAAACGAACCCCGCAGGGUGUCGAGUGCAAGCCGCCAGCCUGGUGA